AUGCCAAUGAAUAACCUUUUACCAAUGCAAGAUAAUAUGCCGUCCUCUUCUGAGGAAAAUAAUUGCGACUCUCCAUAUUCACCGGCGUCAGACGACUUUUCAGUGAAUAACUUGUAUAACCCUUCGACUUUACUGGAUCCAAAGCUAGAAGUACUAGACUCAAAUACUCCUCUUUUCUUUAUGACUCCUCAACAAACGCCUACAAGAGAGCUUCAACCUUCGGUACAACAAGAUCACCAUGUUCACCAGUCCGUUUUCAACCCUUUCAUGUCCCCGACAUUUUCACAAAGCGUUACAAAUUUUACACAAAAAAAUGUGAGCUACCUAGAAUAUAUGAAUGGAUCUGAUGAUAAUAGCAUAGAACAAAGUGUUACAUCUCCACAAUCAGAUCGGCAAUGUCAUAUUCAGGAUAUCAGCGAUAAAGGAUUACAGAUUCAUGUUCUCGGAGUCCCACAAACAGGUGCCAAAUCCCGUGUAGAAACACAAAUCAAAUUAUGUCUACAACUUGUCACGGAUAAAGGAGAAAAAGUACCAUUAUGGUCACAUUUACGCUUGCCCGAAUAUAUGGUUGCUAAAGAAAAACUUAAAACUAAAAACGCACGGAAUCCACCGGAUCAAAUGAAUAUCUUAGAAAAAGGUGUGCUAAAUUUAGAGGCAACUGUGGUUUGCGCGAGUGAAAUACCAAAAAAAGUUCUUACUUGUCUGGGUUGCGUUCAACGAGAGCGAAAGAGGUCUCAGCGCAAAAAAGAAAACAGGCACGCCAAGGCAAAUUCAAACGCUGCUGCGCCACAGGUCGAGGACUCUAAUAAGCCGAUGGAUUUAGAUGAUGAAAAGACAAUGCAAUUGGAGCAACGCAAAAUUCUAUUAUUCAAUUGUAGUGAGAUCGUAGAUUUUAGCAGCGGUGAUACUAUUUUACCAACAAGAAUCACGUGUUAUUGUCGACAUCAUAAUGAAAAGGUUGGGUUCUGCAUUUACUUUGUAAUGAAAGAUUGUACUGAUGCUAUCAUUGCAACUGGCAUGUCACCUCCUAUUAUGAUAACUGAUGAUCACAAGUCAUCAAAAACAAAAGUUGGUGUUGGAAGAAAACGACCAAGAGCUGAAUAUGAUCGUCGAAAUUCCACUACAGCGAACAAUCCCAUAAAUUCUACAAAAAGCAAAGCCAGCGAAAGACGUGCGUCAUCAACCGGUACGAAUGAUCAAUCCACGCCACCAUCCUUAUCAAUAAUACCAUCUUCAGAACCUACUGGAGGACUUUCGUCUCCAGUUUCCAUUAUUCCCACACAAAAUUCUAGCUUGAUCGCAUCGAUUUCAUCACAACAAUCAACGAUUAAGCAAGAAAAAAACAAUAAUUCCCGACAACGGAUACAAGUUCAGCCAUUUGGAUUCAAUCCAUCAUCUUCCCCCGCAUCACCGAUUUCACCAAUGUCACCCAUUAUUCCUAUCACAACAAAUUUACACAAUACCUCAAAUCCUCAAAAUACUUCUAGUCAACCUUAUCAACAGCUUGAUCAAAGUACAAAUUUGGCUACUUCAGGCCCACAAGUGAAUUUCCCUGUGGUAUCUCAUAGUGCUGCUAUGAUGAACUUAUCUAUGGCACCCACAUCACUUAACAACAUGAAUCCCAUUUACCAAGCUGCACAAUUACAUCAAAAUCUUGGCGCUCACAAUAGAUAUAAUAUCUCAGCCGCUCAUCAUGGUGGAGGUCCAAUGCGCUUGCAUGCUUCUCACCAUUCCAAUCAAAUCCUAAGAAGACCAUUUUAUAACACUUCUGGAAAUGCUAUUUAUCAAAAUGGUACAAUUAGUGGAUACCCAAUACCGAGGAUGAGCAGGCUGAUUCCUUCCGAGGGUCCCACUUAUGGUGGCAUUGAGGGACUGACUUGUGUUUUCGGUGAAAGUCCAGCAAUUCCAACACAAUAUUGGUCCCCAAAUACCUUGGUUUGCAUUUUACCACCAGCUCCAACUCCAGGUGCUGUCGUUGUGAGUUUCAAAGAAUAUCCUAUAAACUUGAUAGAAAAUCCAGAAGAAGUUGUUCUUUUCUCUUACACUGAUGAUUCUGAUCGCGCUUUAAUGGAGUUAGCUCUACAAGUCGUAGGGAUGAAGAUGACCGGAAAGAUAGAAGAUGCACGUAACAUUGCUAUGCGCAUCGUUGGCGGCAAUGAUAAUAACAGUAAUUCUGGUAAUUCAAAUGGCAAUGGAAGUAUGAAUGGAAUGCACAAUCAUUUGGCAUCUUUUGCUCGUCAAGCAGGAGAAAACAAUUUCGAGGCACAUAUUAUAACAACAAUAAGUUUAUUAGAUGUACUAGAAACAGAGCAUGAUAGUAUUUCAUUACAAAAUCGUCAACAACAUACGAUGCUGCAUAUAGCGGCAAUGUUGGGUUACACGAGAUUGUGCUCUGUGUUAAUUGAUCGAGACAUUGACUUGAACUUACAGGACAAAUAUGGCUUUACUGCACUUCAUUAUGCAGCAUGGACAGGAAGAGAAGAGAUUGUGAGAAUACUUAUUACAGCUGGUUCUGGAGAUAUCAUUCCCAAUUUCAACGAUCAAUAUGCUAUUGAUCUAGCCAUAUCUCGAAAUUUCGAUGACAUUGUCGCAAUUAUCAAUGAUCAUCGUUUACACGAUUCUGGGGUAUCUUUGUCAUCAUCAUCAUCCGAACAAUCUUCUUUAUACGGAUCUGAUGAUGAUUUGGAUGACAGCGAAGAUGAAUCUGGAGAGAAAUGGAAUGAACAAACGGAAGAAUCCAUUAACGAUAAACAAAAUCAAGAAACAACACCAAACAUUUCUUGGGUAGAUUCGGCGACCGCUAACGAUUUAUUACUAAACAAAUCGGAAGAGGAUGAUGGAAUCGUAAAUGCGGAAGUGGUUGAUAAAAAGAACAUUAAACAACCUUUCUCUGAGAUGGCCACCGAUUUAGCUUCUGCUUCUACUAUUUGGCUCCAAAAAACAUUUGCGCACAUGCAUAUGCCAACUAUAGGCAAACCUUCUCAGAUUAACAUUCCACUUCCCUACCUUAAAAUGCCUAAUCUUCAAAUGCCCAAUUUACAAAUGCCGUACCUACAACACUUUUCUUCUCCAAAGUUUUCAACCAUGAAUUUUGGCACCAACUUAUCAAUUCCGAGACCUUCCAUGCCAUCAAUGCCUUCACUUAACAUGAAUAUUGAAUUUCCAACUUUGCCAAUGGUAACUUUUCCUGCUAUAAUACCCAGUGGAUUUACAAGUUUUGUAAGGGAUGAAAAGAAUAUGGCUAAUGGAGGUGACAUGAGUGAAAUGAAUACGGCACAAUAUUACAAGAAUAAAUGGCUUAGACAAGGUCAACCUGAUCAACAGCGAGAACAAUCAUCAAAAGAAGUUGGUCAAGGAUUUGGUAGAUUUGGUUAUAGUUGGCCAUUUUAUGGAUCGCAACCAAUUGUGCCAAUGUAUCAUCAUGAACCUGAAGAACCUCGUGCUCCAUCACCAUCACCGCCUGCUUCUAUUUCACGUGUAAGUCGCAAGGUUGGAUAUGAUCUUAGUUCCUUGAAUGAAGAACAAAUUGCUCGUGUGGAACAUCAUGAUGAAAAAUAUAAAAGAUUAAAGAAAGAUAGAAUGUUGUAUUUAUUCUGGGUACCAGUAUUUUUUGUGAUGAUUGCCUUGGCAGUAAUGAAAUACAGUACAAUAGGCAUAACGGAACUUACAUUGUUGAUACGAAAUGUUGUGUAUAAUAUUGUUGUUCUCAGAAUAAUGCCAAAGAUAGUAUCAAGUUCAACCGUUUCAUCAUCGGAACAAGUUCAUGCAUAUCCUGAACAACAUCUUCACGUUUAUUAUUGUUUAUGUAGCGAAUUUAUAUUGGUUAUAGGUAAUAAUAAAUUAUCACGUCGUCAAAAUGAUUUCUCAUUGCUCUUUCGUUCUAAAGAACCCGACAAUUUAGAUGCGAGAUUAGAAAAAUUACCUAGGCGUACAACGGAUAAAGCUUAUAUUGUCUCCAACGGUAAAAGAGUGUAUAAAUUGAAUGCGGUCGAAGCACCAAAUCCAGUUAUUUUAAAAAGACCCGAUGGAUACGAAAAACAAUAUAGAUUAAAUUGUCCAAGAUGUAAUUUAUUCUUGGCCUAUGAAGUGACGGAAGAACGCAAGAAAGGACCUCAUACUUACAUUGUUGAGGGAAGUUUAACCGAGAAUCAAGGUGUCGUCCCUCAUGGUGCAAUUCCGGAAGAUUGA
Funneliformis geosporum is the source of this 4188-nucleotide messenger RNA. Lineage: Eukaryota; Fungi; Glomeromycota; Glomeromycetes; Glomerales; Glomeraceae. The record is from the annotation of a GenBank genome assembly.